AUGAUGGCUGAAUCAAUUUCUUCCUUAACUCAAACAUGGCUGCAGUGGGACCAAGACCCUACUACUAGGGCGGAAAUAGAGCAGUUGAGGGACUUUAAUGCCACGGAUGAGCUGGAAAGCCGACUGCGUAACCGCAUCGAGUUCGGAACAGCCGGUCUUCGAGGCCGCAUGGCAGCAGGUUUCUCUUGCAUGAACUCUUUGACUGUCAUACAGGCAUCCCAGGGGCUUGCCAAGUUUAUUCGAGACAAGCGUUCUGAGAUUGCCUCGAGCGGUGUUGUCAUUGGACACGAUGCGCGCCAUAAUUCCGCGAGAUUCGCCGCACUUGCUGCCAAUGCCUUCAUUGCGCAACGUAUUCCUGUCUGGUUCUUUGAAGAGGAAGGACCAACACCAAUGGUGCCAUUUGGUGUGAACCACUUCCAAGCCGCGGCAGGUAUUAUGGUGACAGCAAGCCAUAAUCCACCUCAGGAUAACGGUUACAAAGUUUACUCGAGCAACGGCGCUCAGAUAAACCGACCUGAGGACGGGGAGAUCGCACAAUCCAUUAAAGAGAACCUUGAACCUUGGCCUGCCGCAUGGGCAGAACUCAAACCGAGCGAAUACUUGUGCGCUGAUUCAUACCGGAAGCUUCUCCCUCAUUAUAGCAAGCAAGUCGAAGAAUUCAUGAAAACUACCGUGUCAGACUGGCAGCCCCCGAGAUCAUUUGUUUACACCCCACUACACGGCGUGGGAGGCUUGGUGCUCCCGACUCUCUGUCACUCACUCGGAAUCAAUAACUUUGUAUCUGUCACCGCUCAGGAGAAGCCGGAUCCUGAUUUCCCAACCGUGAAGUUUCCAAACCCAGAGGAAAGCGGAGCAUUGGAUCUUGCUAUUCAGACCGCCGAUCAACAAGGAAGUACUCUGAUUAUUGCAAAUGAUCCUGAUGCCGACCGCUUUGCAGUAGCAGAGAAAGUGGAUGGCACUUGGUAUACCUUGACUGGAAACCAUGUGGGCGUUCUUUUGGCGUCCCAUAUUUUGGAUUCCUUUGACACAAGCAAAGACUGGUCUCAUAUCGCGGUGCUGACUACAACUGUAUCGAGCGGCAUGCUUGCAAAGAUGGCAGCUGCAAAGGGAAUAAAUUUCUCUGAGACCCUAACGGGAUUCAAGUGGAUGGCUAAUGUUGCUCGGGAUUUGGAGAAAGCAGGAAAGACCGUCGUCUUCUCUUACGAGGAGGCACUAGGCUACAUGUUUCCAUCUGUGUGUUAUGACAAAGAUGGAAUUACAGCAGCUACAGUGUUUCUCGCGGCGGAGGCAAAGUGGAGAGCCCAGGGGCUAACUGCAUAUGCUAAACUCCAAAACCUCUUUGCUGAAUUUGGACACCACGAGACACUGAACAAUUACUUCCGAUCUCCUGAUCCUAAACUUACCUCGAAAUUGUUCCAGGGCAUCAGAGGCAGCUCGUGCCUCACAAAAAUGAAGUUUGGCCCAUUCAAGAUUUUGAGAUGGAGGGAUUUAACAGAGGGUUACGACUCCAGCACAUCUGAUAAUAAGCCGGACUUGCCUGAAGAUCCGACGAGCCAGAUGCUUACGCUGUGGCUUGACGGCGGAGUUCGGUUUACAUUCCGAGGUUCGGGGACAGAGCCCAAGGUCAAGUUCUAUAUCGAGAGUUGUGGAAAUUCUCGCGACGAUGCCGUCAAGGCUGUUUGUGAUACGUUCCUGACUAUUCGGGAAGAAUGGGUCCAGAGAUUCACGCCUUCGAUGACAUAUAGCAAACAGCUCCCUACAUCGUCUGGUCAUGUUCUGAAUGUGGAAUGA
Molecule: messenger RNA, 1791 nt
Organism: Penicillium soppii
Lineage: Eukaryota; Fungi; Ascomycota; Eurotiomycetes; Eurotiales; Aspergillaceae
Product: phosphoribomutase PRM15
Exons: 10
Coding region: 1-1791 (596 amino acids)
Biological process (GO): carbohydrate metabolic process; purine ribonucleoside salvage
Molecular function (GO): phosphopentomutase activity; magnesium ion binding
Source: RefSeq, a predicted model, not a curated record